Molecule: messenger RNA, 1768 nt
Organism: Bubalus bubalis (water buffalo)
Lineage: Eukaryota; Metazoa; Chordata; Mammalia; Artiodactyla; Bovidae
Gene: C17H12orf43
Product: chromosome 17 C12orf43 homolog
Exons: 6
Coding region: 59-829 (256 amino acids)
Biological process (GO): Wnt signaling pathway; Spemann organizer formation; negative regulation of Wnt signaling pathway
Source: RefSeq, a predicted model, not a curated record
UGGAGGCGCUCCCCACAAUCCUUUGCGGUGCUUCAAGGUGGCGGCACCCAGUGGCGCCAUGAGCGAUCUGGAGAGCAGCAGCAGCAGCAGCGAUGAAGAGGAGCUGGAACGGUGCCGCGAGGCAGCGAUGCCGGCUUGGGGCUUGGAGCAGCGCCCGAAGGGUCCAGAGAAGCCAGGAGUCGGUGCUACAAAUGCUAAGUUGCCAGCCAACCAGCCAAGCCUCAGGCACAAGGUAGAUGAGCACGAACAAGAUGGCAACGAGCUUCAGACCACCCCCGAAUUCCGAGCCCACGUAGCCAAGAAACUGGGAGCCCUGCUGGACAGCUCCAUUACCAUUUCAGAAAUCGUGAAGGAGCCAAGAAAGGCCGAGGUGCAACAAGGCGCCCUGGAGGAUGACGGCUUCCGCCUUUUCUUCACGUCCAUCCCCGGAGGCCCCGAGAAGGAAGCUGCUCCCCAGCCCCGCCGGAAACGGUUGCCUUCCAGCUCCAGCAGCGAUGAUGGCGACGAGGCGUUACGGCGCUGCCGGGAGGCGGCUGUGUCCGCUUCUGACAUUCUCCAGGAGUCCGCCAUCCACGGCCAUGUCCCCGUGGAGAAAAAGAAGAAACGGAAGUUGAAAAAGAAAGCCAAGAAGGAGGACAGUACUGACGUGGCCACUACCGCCACCAGCAAGGCCGCAGUCGGGAGGCAGGAAAAGGAGUCUGCCCAGCUCAACGGAGACCAGGCGCCCCCUGGGACCAAAAAGAAGAAACGGAAGAAAAAGACAAAGAAGCCUAGUGAGGCCUCCCCGUCCCCGCCAACAAAGAGCGCUGCUGCUGUGCCCUCGAACUGAGCCCAGCGUGCGGGCCGGGAGCCCACCAGCUCAGGCUUCCCACAGGGACUAGCCUGUCUGAGCCCUGAGUCCCUCUCCAAUGCAAGAACUUGGCUGGCGAGUCCAGGCUCUGCCCGUGACUGGGGCCAGCCCAGGCGUAGGGGCCGAGAAGCGGUCAUAGGGUGAGCAGGGCCUGCCCUCCUGUGCUCCCCCUGGGCUGUGGCAGACCUGUGGUACCAGAACAUUCUGUGACCCCAGGAAGAAGGAGACUCCCAGUCACUCAAGGCUGAAGGCCAAGUAGUCGAGCUCCCGCCGCCUCGGCCUGGUGCAGGAGACGACCUGAAGGAGGCAGGGUGGGGUGGACCCCCGAGGCCCCAGAGCCCCUUGUGUGUCUCCCUCCACACAGACUUCGUAAAACACUGUCUAGAAAAGACAGAGAUCUACUCUGCACCCACACCCGGUUUUCCAGAAUUUUGUCUCCAUAAUGUGAAUAUGCCGUGUGUGAUCGUGUCUCUGAGCCAGCCAGAUUAUGGAAAUGUCGAGGGAACGGAAAUGUAACAGAGAUCUGGGUGCUGCCCCUGAUCCCAGGUCAGUGCUGAACUUGAUGAGCAUCAUGCAGGUGGGGUCCCCCUGCCUGCACCCCGGGAAGUGUCCCCACCCCAGCUUCAAGGCGCAGGAAGUGGCACAGCACUCGCCUGGGGCUCCUGGACCCACGUGUCCUGCAGAAAGGAGCAGAAGUUCACGGUGAAGGAGGCGUUCCGGCUCGGUGGCCUGGCCGCGGAGAUUCGGUGGAGCCAGGAAGACAGAGGUGGGAUGUGAGAGUGUGUGUGCCGGCCUCGCCCCUCCUCAGGCCCCGAGCCCCCGUCCACCUGCCCACCCCACCUACGCGACAAGCAAGAUACUGGACACGGUCCGUGUUUACUUUACUAAAAGUUAAAUAAAUGUACAGGCUCACUCUCA